Pocillopora verrucosa is the source of this 1837-nucleotide messenger RNA. Its product is annotated as very long chain fatty acid elongase 4. Gene Ontology annotation, biological process: very long-chain fatty acid biosynthetic process; fatty acid elongation, saturated fatty acid; sphingolipid biosynthetic process. Gene Ontology annotation, cellular component: endoplasmic reticulum membrane. Gene Ontology annotation, molecular function: fatty acid elongase activity. Lineage: Eukaryota; Metazoa; Cnidaria; Anthozoa; Scleractinia; Pocilloporidae. The record is from RefSeq and is a predicted model, not a curated record.
GGCGAUUAUGCCUAUUAAGCCGAGCUCUACCAGCCAUUUGUUAUUAUAAGAAAACCUGCUCUCUCUUGCCUAUCACUCACAUAAUUUUCCGAGAGGUGGUGGAGAGGUAGCCACCAGAAUAUAUUUUCAACCCGAAGCUGCAUAGAGGUAAAUAAAAAAGGCUGAUAGGAACGAUGACGACCACCACUCAACGUCUUGUAGAUUACUACCACUGGGCCAUUGGUAACGGUGACCCAAAAACUGAGGAAUGGCCACUUGUAGCCACACCUUGGCCAACCAUCUCUCUAGUGGCGAUGUACCUGUUCAUCGUGAAGGUCGGACCCAAAGUGAUGGAGAAUAGGAAGGCCUACGAACUACGAGAAAUUCUCGUAGUUUACAACUUCGCACUUGUGCUUCUGUCCGGAUGGAUGAUGUAUGAAUUCAUCGCCGCUGUUAUGGAUAUACCCAAUUUCAAUCUUCUCUGUGAUGCUGUGCCUUACGUACGUGACGAUGCAAGACAAAACCGGCUGGCUCGAGUUUGCUACGUAUAUUGGAUGUCAAAGUUUGUGGAGUAUUUUGACACUUUUUUCUUUAUUCUCCGCAAGAAGAACAACCAAGUGUCAUUCCUGCACGUAUAUCACCACGCCAGCAUGUGUGUGCUCUGGUGGAUGGUGUGUAAAUGGGUACCCGGUGGUGUCUCUUACUUCGGUGCUACAUGCAAUAGCUUUGUUCACGUGAUCAUGUAUGCUUAUUAUGGUCUGUCUGCGAUCGGUCCUCAAAUGCGGCCUUACCUUUGGUGGAAGCGUUACAUUACCAAGCUUCAACUGACGCAAUUCGCCGUGGUCAUAGUGUCUGGCUUUUUUUCCUUGCUGGACCACGGUUGUAAAUAUCCAACUUGGGCGAAAUGGGUCAUGGUGUUUUACACCUUCAUUAUGAUGGGAUUGUUCACCAACUUUUACAUAAAAACCUACCUGCAAAAUAGGAGUAAUAAAGAGAGCGGCAAAAAGAAAGCGUAGACUGGACUGGCGUGACUGGAUACCGGAAUGGACGAGCAAAUGUCACUCAAAUUAAUUAUUUUUGUAUGUAAAUUUUGGAUAUUUAAUUUCUUAUUUAACGGUGAUGGGUUGACAAAGUUGAAGAAUAAUUAUCAGGGAAACUGAAUGGAAGAAAGACAGAAUUUGUUUUGGGCAAACCAUUUUACAUUUUUGAAGUCGUAGCAGUAGAAAACCCUAUGAAUGAACAAAGAAUGAUAUCUUUUACAUAAAAUAUUUUAUUAUGCGACCCGUACAGCCUCGCACGUGCCUUUAAUAAAAAAAUUUCGUUAAAAAAUCCUCGCAAGAGGGCCGUACGUGGUGGUGCCGUUAAGCAGGGCCGUACAAAACCAUACAACCCAGGCAGAUGCGAGCUUAAAUAAUUGGCUCUCGGUCAUGACGCACGAACCUGGCUGCGCUCGGACCGUACGUCAUGACCAUGAGGAAAAUAUUUUCCCGUUCGACCCCUUAACUCAGUCAAUAAGUACGUAGUUACACAUUUAUUGUACUUCCAUACAGUGUAAACGAUAUUCGUGUUUUUUCGGAUCGCAAGGUGUAUGUAAAAUUAAUUUACGAUAAGUUUGAUGUUUGCAAAAAAAAAAAAGUACGAAGCCCCGAUAUAAAAACGUUUCUCUUUUUUUCUUUCUUUUUACCUUGAAACUUCUAUUACCGGAAUAACAUGCAGAAAACCGGCCUAUCCAAUUGCAGGAAACGACCAAUAUUUUCUGAAUUUUUUGUCGUUUUUGCUUGCGUUAGUUCUAAAAGCCGAUUGUUAGAAGUGUAUGAAGUUGAAACCAUUGAAUAAAGAGGGAAGGUUUCUAAAGAAA